GUGAGAAAAAAUCCAAUGUGCAUUAACCUGGCACGCUGGUUUGUUACGUGUGUGUGUGUGUGUGUGUGUGUGUGUAUACUCGAAUUACAUUGGUCAGAGAAGUAGGAGGAUCCUGCAGCGAGUGGACUGUCCAACCUCGUACUUCACCGCGGAGUCCUCCAUGUUCUAGUAUUGUUAUUGUUUUGGUAGGCUGUUAUUUUGAGUCAACAUGAGAGAAGAGACGAGAAGCAAGUCCAGGCGUGUCGGCAGCGUGGGCUGAACCACGUGUGCACGUUCAACUUUCACAUUGAUAGUCUCUUGCGAUCACACACACACACAGUGAGCUGGUCCAUGACCCCCGGGACAUGGAGGCACCCGAAUCCCACCCGGAGGGUUGUUUCCACCGGACCUUCACGGCGCUGACCGUGGACGACGUGUACGAGAUCGCCAAGCUUAUCGGCGCCGACGUGGAGCGACUGAUCGACGGCUGCGGGAAAGAGAGCGUCGCGGGUCUGGUGCCGAAAAUAGUCAAAGUGCUCGAGCUGCUGGAGAACUUCACGUUGAGGAACCGCGCGCACGAACUGCGGGAGGAAGAGCUGAUGAAGACGUUCGAGUCGCUGCAGCUGAGGAAGAGGAAGACGACGACACGCACGGGGGGAGAAAACGACGAGGGCGACGACAAACAUGAGAUACAGGAGCUGCAGCAGAAGGAGCAGCAGUGGCGACGGAGGUGCGAGGAGCUGGAGGCCCAGGUGCAGCAGCUCCAGGAGGAAAGAGAGGAGCUGACUGAAGAGAGGAGCCGACUGAAGGGCAGCCAUGCACAGGAAGACCGUGCACAGCGGCAGGAGCGAGAGGUGAUGCUGAAGCUGAAGCAGGUGGUGGACAAGCAGAGGGACGAGCUGAGGGCCAAAGCCCAGGAGAUAACCACCGUUUCCAAAGAGGCGGAGGCGCUCCAGGAGCAGUUGGAGCGCUUCAUGAAGAUGAACGCGGAGCUGCGACACAAGCAGAAAGUGAUUCAGGCCCAACUGAAGAGCAGCGUGGAGAGGAAGGCGGACAUGGAGGCCGACCUGAAGGAGAAGAACCUGGAGAUAGAAACCCUCCAAACGCAGCUGGACGACAGCAGCGGCAGCAACAACAACAACGGCCCUUCCAGUUUGAGUCACGCGGCUCUCGAGUCCAAGAAAAAGUCGGUGGACGACCAGAAGGAUCUCGACCGCCCGUGCUUCACCAAGAAGGAGGUGCGCGACAUCAUCUUCGAGAGGAACGAGCUCAAAACCAACCUGUUCCUGGUGCAGGAGGAGCUCAACUACUAUCAGAGGGAGAUCCUGAAUGAAGAGAGGUGUCCAGGCUUCCUGCUGGAAGCCGUCCGCUCGGCCAUUAAAAAGAGGAGAAAGCUCAUCAAGGCCAAGAUGCUCGGCUUUGGGGAAAACGACUGCAGCAACAGUGAUGAGGAGGAGGAGGGGAGGAGUUCGACGGAGGUCGACGGCUCUGAGGCCGACAGACCCGCCGAGUCACGCAUCAGAAACCUCUUCGGCUUCCUGACGCGGUCGGGCAGCGGCCAGAGCCACGCCCACACGAGCAGCUCCGCCUCCAACUGGGAGAUCAUAGGAGACUCGGAGGCCGCCAAUGAGACGGGGCGGGGACCGCCCCCCCCUUGACCCCUGAGACGCCCUUCUUCCCUCAAGGCAAGACUUCUUCCUCAGCUUGGGACAGAACAUGUGGUUCAGGACACACAAAGUUACGUGGACAUUUGAACGCAGCCCCUCAAAAGGACGACGUGCGUCUGUGAGAAAAAAGAAAGUGACAUUUUUUUUCUCUCAAUCACAACUGCUUUCACUUCCUCUUUUGUAUAUUUUGCUCUUGGUAAUUUCUCACAGAAGUGAUCAAAAAGUACACAUAGUAUACUAAUAAUACAGCAUUUAUGGUACAGUGUAGAAGAGGGAUACUUUUUAAUCACAACAAAAAGAAAAUUAUAUAAUGUAUGAUAAUUAUAACAAUGUUUUUUUUCUUUUUCAUGAAGAAAUUGCAAAAUGGUUUAUUGUGCAUAUAUAUAUAUUUAUAUCGAUCCUCAAAAUGUUUAACAACAACCAAAGACAUUACAAAAUGUAUAUGAAACUCCAGUAACAAUGUAACAUUGUGUAUGAUAAGUUCACCUCCGUUUAUAUAAUUACAAUCAAGAUCUUACCACCAACUUUUACCUUCAGUUGGGGGAUUUUUAAGCCAUUUUUUAACUUGUGUAUUUUUCAUGAUUUGAAGCACUUUUAUGCUCAAGGACGAAAAAAAAGAUAUAUUUCUUGUCAUAUUACCAGCAAUGAGUGCAUUUUAAUCAUUUUAAUUCAGUGCAUGUAUUAUUAUACAAUAUAUUUUCCUAAUCUUCCGAGUCAAAGCCUUUGGCAAGUGUGUGUUUGAUGCUGGUACCUACAUAUAUAUAUAUAUAUAUAUAUAUAUAUAUAUAUAUAUGUAUGCAUACAGAUGUAUAUGUAUAUAUGUGUGUAUAUAUAUAUAUAUAUAUAUAUGUACACUACAGUAUGUGUCUUUCUGGCUGUACAGGACACGCCUCUAAAGAUAGGUUACUUCCCUCUCUUCCCUCUUAAAGGAACAGUGUGCCAUAUUUUGGGGGAUCUAAUUCAGUCAGAAAUCCAAUAUAGUAUUCAUAAAUAUGUUUUAUUUAGUGUAUAAAUCACCUAAAAAUAAGAACACUUGUGUUUCCCUUACCUUAGAAUGAUAUGUUUUGGGGGUCCGCUUCACAGAGCCAACUGCAAUCUUUCUACGGUAGCCCAGAGCGGACAAACCAAAUCCGGCGACAGCCGUUCACGUUGGUUGCAAUCUGCAACCUCACCCAUAGGUGGCGCCAAAUACCACACACUGUACCUUUAAUUAUGAUCAUAAUUACUCAGACAAUCACAGACCAGUGGGGUAUUUUUCUAUUUUUAGAAACAAGAUAUGACCUUCUAAUGUUUUCCUAAAUGUUUUUUUACAAUACAUUUGUUGUAAGCAUGUUUUUGCCGACAAAACAGAUUUAAUGUCAAUUAAAUGUCUUGAUUAAAUGUGAUUUUUUAAAAUUUA
Pseudoliparis swirei is the source of this 3045-nucleotide messenger RNA. It is a transcript of the gene rilp, whose product is annotated as Rab interacting lysosomal protein. Bases 345 to 1637 code for a protein of 430 amino acids. Gene Ontology annotation, cellular component: ciliary basal body; cytoplasm. NCBI's taxonomy places the organism in Eukaryota, Metazoa, Chordata, Actinopteri, Perciformes, Liparidae. Gene Ontology annotation, biological process: cilium assembly. The record is from RefSeq and is a predicted model, not a curated record. Gene Ontology annotation, molecular function: protein dimerization activity. The transcript has 8 exons.